UGCUCAAUGUCGAUGUUGCCUGGGAGGUGUUAUUCAGGGUGCUCACUUAAUGUUCCUGAGUAAAAUUAAAACUUCAUCUGAAUAAAUUACAGAAGCCCUUACAUUGAAAAACAAUGCAAGUGUUAAUCUUACAGUGUGUGUCUACAGACUGGUAACCUACAAUAUUUUCUUGGAUAAAUCAAAUUUGAACAAACUGAGGAAGUGGUGUGCUUUAUGGUGGUGGAAGAUGAAAAACGAAAAGCAGAGAGGAGACAGACCAUCAGAUCAUUGUUCACCGUGUCUCCCACCCGGCCUUCAUUUUCACAAUGGCUGCUCUCCGCUGAUUCAUCCAAAGCUGUAGAUCUGAUGAGUGUGGGCCAUUUCUGGGUCAGUGAACAGCAUGACAUGCUGCGGCACUGAAUAGGGAACAGAGAGGCGAGGCCAUAGCUUUCAGAACCUCAUCCAGUGACACGCUGAGACCAGCUACACACACUGUCGACCCCUCGCUCAUUCAAGCGCUGACACACACUGUACAUCCUCACACAGCCGCAGCAAUUUUCACAGGAUUUUGGAUAUUUGGACUGACUUUGAAAUAUUGACACAAGACUCACAGAGAGCAUGAGGACGCCCUAUUUUCCAGCAAGAUCGGUGCUUUUCCACAAGGAGCCCAAUGGAGUCACGUACAGAGUCCCAGCUCUGCUCUACCUGUCCCGCUCCAGAUCCUUCCUGGCCUUCUGCGAGGAGAGGCUGAGCCCCUCCGACUCUCAGGCUCACCUGCUGGUCAUGAGGAAAGGGGCUUUCUACAGGAACUACGUGGAGUGGGAGGACAUUUGUGUUCUGGGCACUGCUUUCCUGCCGGGCCACCGCUCCAUGAAUCCCUGUCCGGUGUACGACGAGUUCACGGGAACUCUCUUCCUGUUCUUCAUCGCCGUCCUGGGUCACACCUCCGAGGCCUACCAGCUGACGACGGGGAAGAACGUGACCCGUCUCUGUUUUGUCUCCAGCACUGACGACGGCAACACCUGGAGUCCUGUCACCGACCUCACCAAGAGGGUGAUAGGAGACACCAUCAAAGAAUGGGCCACGUUUGCUCUGGGCCCCGGCCACGGCAUCCAGCUGAAGUCAGGCCGCCUCCUCAUUCCUGCCUACGCUUACCACAUCGAGUGCAAAGAGUGCUUCGGACAUAUCUGCCAGUCCACCCCCCACUCCUUCUGCUUUCACAGUGACACCCACGGGAGAACCUGGCGUUUCGGGGAGGCGGUGCCGGGCCCGGAGAGCGUGGAGUGUCAGAUGGUGUCUGUGGACGAAGAGGACGGGACGAAUGUGUUGUACUGUAACGCCCGCAGCACUCUGGGAUACAGGGUGCAGGCCCUCAGUCUGGAUGACGGAGCCGUGUUUCAGGAGGGGCAGCUUGUUCAGCAGCUGCUGGAGCCUCGCAACGGUUGUCAUGGCAGUAUUGUUGGGUUUCCUGCGCCUUUAAAUUUAUGUGAAAGUCUUAACAAUCACUUGGAGAAACCCGUGCACCGCUCCAGGCACUGGACAUCCUGCAUGACCGUCUCCAAUCAGGCAAAGUUGACCAGCACCAGCUCCAAGGCAGCAUCUCCUUCUCCAGAUUUCCUCACCCCCACCUGGAUAGUCUACUCCCACCCAACAUGGUCCACCGCACGCAAGGAUCUGGGCAUCUUCCUCAGCCUAUUUCCCCGCGAUCCAGACAGCUGGCGCGGCCCCUGGGUGAUCUACGACGGUCCCAGCGCCUACUCCGACCUGGCCUACCUGGAGCUGUCACCCUCCCCCGGGGAGCCGCCGGCCGUGGCCUUCGCCUGCCUGUUCGAGUGUGGCACCAGAACGGCCUACGAUGAAAUCUGCUUCAGCAUCUUCACCCUCUACGAGCUCAUUGACAAUAUCCCCCGGGAUGUACGUCUGAGAAAUGACAACGACAGACAUGCAAGAGUGCAGAGUCCAGUCUCGGAGCCUGGUCGGAGACGUGAACCUCGAAGUGCAUCAGUUUUCCAACAUGAGCUGCAUGUGAAGAAGAGGAGAAAGAAGAGCAAGCUGGUGGAGAUGUGCUGUGUGUCCUAAAUGUCAGUUUAAUGUUAGUUACACCAGCACAGUCCAAUAUAACUAUCCUGCCACAAUGUUUAGUGGGGCAGAACUGUAUUAUAUACUGCUCUCGCAUGCUUGUAUGAAUAGGAAGGAGAAAAAGUUUAAAGACAGCUUUCAUCACAGUGGAGUACAGAACACCUUUAACUAUAACUUCAGUUUAACAAGGAGACAUCUAGUGUGAGUGGAGAAUGAGCAUUUGUUGUGGAAACAUGAGCAGGAAAAGUAUUUUUGCAAUUAAACUCCUAUUGUGCCAGAUGAUAAAGAAAGGUAAGGACAGGAUGCCCCCGGGAGUCUAGACGCUGCAGGUGAAAGGAAACUUCUGAUAAGACAACCAGGGACAGCUGGAGAUGGUUAAGAGGAAUGUUGCCAGAUAAAUGGCCUGAAAGCAGUGACGCAUUUAAAAUUAAUUUAAAGCACUGGUGACGAGGAAUUGAGUGGUUUAGAUAAAGGAAGAAAAUUGGAUUAUUAAACAAGAGUGGUGACAAACAAAUGGGGAAUUAAGUUUUGGAAGUGUGGGAACGCUAGAGAGUUGGGAUCAGGAUGUUUGGGUCCUAUGGGUUGGUGGGGGGAGCCUAAUUAGAUGAGGCUUGUUCCAGUGUGUCCCAAAGGUACUUAAUCAGUUUGGAAUCUAGUGAAUUUGGAGGUCGGAUCAACACCUUGUGCUGUUACCAUGUUGUUUUUGUGUCUGUGUCAGGCAGCAUCCUGCUGGGGGUGGCU
Molecule: messenger RNA, 2799 nt
Organism: Mugil cephalus (flathead mullet)
Lineage: Eukaryota; Metazoa; Chordata; Actinopteri; Mugiliformes; Mugilidae
Gene: neu4
Product: sialidase 4
Exons: 4
Coding region: 598-2058 (486 amino acids)
Biological process (GO): ganglioside catabolic process; oligosaccharide catabolic process
Cellular component (GO): membrane; cytoplasm; lysosome
Molecular function (GO): exo-alpha-sialidase activity
Source: RefSeq, a predicted model, not a curated record